Saprolegnia parasitica CBS 223.65 is the source of this 834-nucleotide messenger RNA. RefSeq lists its product as hypothetical. The transcript is spliced from 7 exons. The record is from RefSeq and is a predicted model, not a curated record. NCBI's taxonomy places the organism in Eukaryota, Oomycota, Saprolegniomycetes, Saprolegniales, Saprolegniaceae. Bases 1 to 834 code for a protein of 277 amino acids.
AUGAACGUCGUGCAUGACUUUUACUACAAGCGCCGAACGUCCUUUACAGUGCACAACGCGACGGUCUGCGGCGUGCCGUUGACGCAGCCGUCGUCGUCGUACUGGGCCGCCCACGUGGACUUUGAGGUGCCCUGCCUCGUCUUGCCCAAAGAGUUUUACACCUCGCUUGUGACGUGGGCACCGCUCGAGUACAACGCGUCGGCCAACCUCACGCAGCUGCGCCACAACGUGUCCCUGCACGAGCUGCCGUCGCUCUCGUUUCAGGCCGGGUACGGUUUUCCGACGCUCACGCUGCCGCUCGCAGCGUUGGCGCUCAACGUCUCGACGGGCUCCACCCCCCAGUUGUGCCUACAAAAGUCGACGAGCAUUAUCAACCGCAUUCUCGAGCACCAGAUUGUCCUCGAAGAAGACGACAUUUUUACCAAAGAGAUUGGUGGCAUUGCGUUCGUGCCCGACAUGUACCAAUCGCCCAUCAUCUUUGGCGCCAUGGUGCUCCAGCACCUGCCGACGCUGCUGAGCGACACACACAAGCAAGUGGGCUUUGUCCAGAUGCCGGUGGUGUCGCCGCCGAAGCCUCCGGUCUGCACCGUGCCUGUCGCCUGCAGAGGCCAGCAGACGUACGACCAACCCACCAACACAUGCAAAGACCCCAACUGCGACCUUGUCUACUACCACGAGCUCGACGACGCCACGAAGACGUGUGUUCCGGUCGCGCAAUGGCAGUGGGUCGCGACGUGUCUCAUCGCGGGCUUCAUCGCGUUGGAAGUCUACCUCGACCGCAGCCGUCGGCGUCUCGCCGAGACGACAUUGGCCGACGCCGAGGGUUCAUCGUGA